CCGGGCCGGGCCGGGAUGGGCGAGAGCACCAGUCCCAUCAGCGUGAUCCUGGUGAGCUCGGGCAGCCGCGGCAACAAGCUGCUGUUCCGCUUCCCGUUCCAGCGCGGCGCCGAGCACCCCGCCGCGCAGGACAACAAACCGAGGAGUCGAUACGCUGUGAAUGGCUCUGGUGACACCACAGAAGAUCAAGAUGGGGACUCCAGAGACCAAUGUCCUCUAACUGAUGAGCAAUUGGUUUCGGGGUUUUCAGAUGUCAUCCUGGCAACGAUUUUGGCUACCAAGUCAGAUAUGUGUGGCAAAAAGUUCGAGCUGAAGAUCGAUAACGUUCGCUUCGUUGGCCAUCCCACGCUGCUCCAACACGCCCUCGGGCAGGUAUCCAAAACUGAUCCCUCACCAAAGAGAGAGAUGCCCACUAUGAUUCUGUUCAACGUGGUGUUUGCACUAAGGGCCAACGCGGACCCGUCGGUGAUAAACUGCCUGCACAACCUGUCCCGCAGGAUCGCCAUCGUCCUGCAGCACGAGGAGCGCCGCUGCCAGUACCUCACCAGGGAGGCCAAGCUCAUCCUGGCCAUCCAGGAUGAGGUGUCUGCCAUGUCAGAAACCACAGAAGGGCCACAGUCACCUUUUCAUCACAUCCUACCCAAGUGCAAACUGGCCAGAGAUCUCAAAGAGACAUAUGACAGUCUCUGCACGACAGGGGUGGUUCGUUUGCACAUCAACAACUGGCUGGAGGUGAGUUUCUGCCUCCCUCACAAAAUCCACUAUGUUGCCACCAACUUCAUACCCCCAGAAGCAAUUGAGAGGAGUCUGAAAUCCAUCAGGCCUUACCAUGCCUUAUUACUUUUAAAUGAUGAGAAGUCGUUGCUUAAUGAGCUCCCGUUGGACUGCUCUCCUGCCCUGGUGAGAGUAAUUAAAACUACCUCUGCUGUGAAGAAUUUGCAGCAACUGGCUCAAGAUGCUGACUUGGCAUUGCUGCAGGUUUUCCAGCUUGCUGCACAUCUCGUUUACUGGGGAAAAGCAAUUAUUAUUUAUCCUCUUUGUGAAAACAAUGUCUACAUGCUCUCUCCAAAUGCCAGUGUCUGUCUUUACUCUCCCUUGGCAGAGGCGUUUUCCUGCCAGUUCCGUGGCCACAACCUGCCAUCCAUGCUCUCCAAGUUCUCCCUCCCUGUGUCCCUCUCGGAGUUCAAGAACCCGCUGGCGCCGCCCGUGCAGGAGACCCAGCUCAUUCAGAUGGUGAUAUGGAUGCUGCAGCACAGGCUCCUGAUCCAGCUCCACACCUACGUGUGCCUGAUGGUGCCCCCGAACGAGGAGGAUCUCCGGGCCCAGGAUGAAGACAUGCCCUUCACUGCCAGAGUUGGAGGCCGAAGUCUGAGCACCCCCAACGCUCUCAGCUUUGGUUCUCCAACCAGUAGUGAUGACAUGACUCUGACAAGCCCUAGCAUGGAUAAUUCCAGUGCUGAGUUGAUACCUGGUGGGGACUCACCCCUGAAUAAAAGGAUGACAGAGAAUCUCCUCGCCAGCUUGUUGGAACACGAGCGGGAAGCGAUCCUGAACGUCCCUGCUGCCCAGAACCCUGAGGACCUGCGCAUGUUUGCGAGGCUCCUGCACUACUUCCGGGGGCGGCACCACCUGGAGGAGAUCAUGUACAACGAGAACAUGCGGCGCUCGCAGCUGCUGAUGCUCUUCGACAAGUUCCGCAGUGUCCUGGUGGUCACCAGCCACGAGGACCCCGUGAUUUCCGUCUUUCAGUCCCUCCUGAAGUGACUCUGCUGGCACAGGAAGGGAACCUGCCACGCUCUCCGUGUCUAAAAGAUGCCUAAACGCUGAAGGAGGUGAUUUCUCGCCACGUGGCACAGAGCAGGUUCUCCCCCUCCUCCAUGUCCCCCCUGCUCGCCGGUGACAGCCGAGGCCACUCUGUGCCGGGCUCUGGGCCUGCUGCAGGACAGCACGUGCCUGCCCAGCCAGGGUUCCUGCUCUGCCACAUCCACAGCCCUUCCCUGCCCCUCCUGCCCCCGGGGACUGUGACAGAGGACAAGGAGAGUUCCCCUGUGGGGCUGCUGACAGACUGUCACCUUCUGCUGGAUGCUGGUGCAUCGAAAGUGCUUCCUCUGCUCUCCAGCACGACUCCUGAGCCACUCAGCCAUGUCCCCACAGCACAGCCUCUGCUCCAGGCACAGUGGAGCUGGCCUGGAUUACAGGGAAAUGACCCUGGGUACCGAGGAGUUCUGUUGAUCGUUGUUACCUGAGGACGUGGACAGGAAGGCAAAGGAUCACAAGUAAACAAUUCCAUGAAUGAAUGA
Pipra filicauda (Wire-tailed manakin) is the source of this 2300-nucleotide messenger RNA. RefSeq names its product NPR3 like, GATOR1 complex subunit (gene NPRL3). The record is from RefSeq and is a predicted model, not a curated record. The coding region runs from base 16 to 1764 and encodes 582 amino acids. Gene Ontology annotation, biological process: positive regulation of autophagy; TORC1 signaling; cellular response to amino acid starvation. Gene Ontology annotation, cellular component: GATOR1 complex. Lineage: Eukaryota; Metazoa; Chordata; Aves; Passeriformes; Pipridae. The transcript has 14 exons.